Molecule: messenger RNA, 1960 nt
Organism: Acomys russatus (golden spiny mouse)
Lineage: Eukaryota; Metazoa; Chordata; Mammalia; Rodentia; Muridae
Gene: Prf1
Product: perforin 1
Exons: 3
Coding region: 279-1943 (554 amino acids)
Biological process (GO): leukocyte mediated cytotoxicity
Molecular function (GO): pore-forming activity; calcium ion binding
Source: RefSeq, a predicted model, not a curated record
CAUUGGAAAACAUAUUUCCAAUAGCCUUAGGAAAACUGCUAAGUAGCAAAAUUACAUUUAUGAAAUAACAAAAAUAAAUGUAUGGCUGGCAGCUCCCAGGAUCAUGGGAAAUAUGUGGUUUCUGAGGGUCAUGACCGAUGGGUUGAGAGAUAGGAGAUAGGAGAUGGAAAAACAGGCCCCUGAGCUACCUCAAAAACUAGGAAGAGCCUUCCAGUCAAUUGCUGCUCAGCAACAGGCAACAGCUUUCCAGAGCUCACGGCUACUGUGCCCACAGCUCCAUGGCCACACACCUGUUCCUCCUGGGCCUUUUCCUGCUGCUGCCACAACCCGUCCCUGCUCCCUGCUACACUGCUACUCAGUCGGAAUGCCAACAGAAGCACAAGUUUGUGCCAGGUGCGUGGUCGGCUGGGGAAGGUGUAGAUGUGACCACCCUCCGCCGAUCCGGCUCCUUCCCUGUGAACACACAGAAGUUUCUGAGGCCUGACGGCACCUGCACCCUCUGUAAGAACGCCCUGAUGAAAGAUAAUAUACAACGCCUGCCCUUGGCAAUCACCCACUGGCGGCCUCACGGCUCAGGCUGUCAGCGUAACGUGGCCAGAGCCAAGGUCAGCUCCACGGAGGGUGUGGCCCGUGAGGCAGCUUCUAACAUCAAUAAUGACUGGCGCUUGGGGCUGGAUGUGAACCCCCACGCUGAGGUAAACGUGCAGGCAUCCAUGGCUGGCUCCCACUCCAACGUAGCCAACUUUGCAGCCGAGAAGGCCCAUGAGGACCAGUACACCUUCAGUACUGAAACAGUGCAGUGUCAACUGUACAGCUUUCGCCUGGUACAAAAACCCCCGCUGCACUCCGAUUUCAGAAGGGCACUCAGGGACCUUCCCCCCAACUUCAACACCUCGACAAAGCAUGCUUAUCACAGGCUCAUCUCCUCCUAUGGCACCCACUUUAUUACCGCUGUGGACCUAGGUGGCCGCAUCUCGGCCAUCACAGCCCUUCGUACCUGUCAGCUGACCCUGGAUGGGCUCACAACUGAUGAGGUAGAAGACUGCCUAAACGUGGAGGCCCAGGUCAGCAUCGGCGCCAAGGGCAGUGCCUCAAGUGAACUCAAAGCUUGCGAGGAGAAGAAGAAAGAGCACAAAAUGGCCACCUCUUUCCACCAGACCUACCGCGAGCGUCAUGUCGAAGUGGUCGGUGGCCCCCUUGAUUCCACCCAUGACCUGCUCUUCGGGAACCAAGCUACACCUGAGCGCUUCUCAGCCUGGAUAACCUCACUGCCAGCCAGGCCUGGUCUGGUGGACUACAGUCUAGAGCCCCUGCACAUGCUCCUGGAAGACCUGGACCCGAAGCGGAAGGCACUGAGGCAGGCUAUCAGCCAUUAUAUAGUGAGCAGGGCUCGCUGGCGGGACUGUAACCGGCCCUGCAGGGAAGGCCAGCGCAAGAAUACUCAUGAUUCAUGCCAAUGUGUAUGCCACGAUUCGAAGGUCACCAACCAGGACUGCUGUCCACGCCACAGAGGCUUGGCCCAUCUGGUGGUGAGCAAUUUCCAGGCAGAGAAUCUGUGGGGAGACUACAUGUCAGCUACUGAUGCCUAUCUGAAGGUCUUCUUUGGUGGCCAGGAGCUCAGGACCAAUACAGUGUGGAACAAUAACAGUCCCAAGUGGGUUGACCGGUUGGACUUUGGGAAUGUCCUCCUGACCACGGGGGGACCCCUGAGAGUACAGGUCUGGGAUGCUGACAAUGGCUGGGAUGAUGACCUUCUUGGUAGUUGUGACAGGCUUCCCAAGUCUGGAUUCCAUGGGGUGAGUUGUGGCCUGAACCAUGGCCGUGUAAAAUUCUCCUACCACGUCAAGUGUUUGCACCAUCUCACUGGAGAAACCUGCCUGCAGUACGCCCCUCAGGGGCUUCUUGGAGAUCCUCCAGGAAACCGCAGUGGGGCUGUGUGGUAAAAAAAAAAAAAAAAAAA